AUGACCUGGAUCGCAUUGACAGUUUUUAUCAUGCCCACGAUCUUCAUCGCCUCUUGUCAUUCGCUCAUGGUAAUGGCAAUUUGGCAAGCGUCGCGUCUUCAAACUGAAUUAAAUGCUCGCAGCAAACACCAGACCAGUGGACAUGUACGGAUAUCUCAAGAAGUCAGCGGAGGCGGCCUGGCUUUAUCUCAGGAGGAUGCUUGUCAAACGGAAAUAUAUUAUAGAAAAGGAGAAAGUACAGCUGAGCAUUCGGUUGGAGAUAAAAGUAAUGAUGGAACAGCUGUGUCCUACAUAGCCGUCGACUCAAGCUCAAGUCCUUCACAUGUAGACAGUCGGGCAGUAUGCAUCAUGAAUCUAUCAGGCCACAAUCGUUGUAAAGACAAAGUCGUAAACGAUAAAGACUAUAGCGGCGCCGACAGACAGAAGGCGUACAACGUCGUUGAUGGUGUUCAAACAAAUAAUGCAUCGGGAAAGGGGGCGAUAAUAAGACAUUUGCUUGAGUCAAAAGGAGAAAAGUUAGGUCAAGCCGGGAGCUGCAUACCGAGAGCGAGGGUAAAAACGGUUAAAAUGACAUGCGUUAUUGUUUCAGGUAAAUAA
Messenger RNA from Protopolystoma xenopodis, 597 nucleotides. NCBI's taxonomy places the organism in Eukaryota, Metazoa, Platyhelminthes, Monogenea, Polystomatidea, Polystomatidae. The record is from the annotation of a GenBank genome assembly.